UCGUCCCCCAAUAUAUAUAUAUAUAUAAAUCCAAUCCCUUUCUUCUUGGACCUGAAUCAUUUUAUCAGGUCUUUGUUUAAUUAUGGCUUUGGGAAAGAAUUGCCGGAGUAGUUCACUGAAAUGCAGCGUUUCGUCCGGAGGAGGAGGAGGAGAAGAAGGGUUUGUUCGAGCUUUGGGGAGGAAGAGGAUAGAAAUCCCGGAUGCGGAGGAUUCCUAUUCGGGCCCCAAGACUCCAUUGAAGAAGCAGAGGAGCCAGUGUUUCGCUUUUGAUUUCGGUUUCGAGGGUGAAAGUUCCAAACUUGAAGCUCUGCCUCGGGAGAUUCUGAUUAAGAUUCUCUGUGGAGUUGAUCAUAAGGAUCUUAAACAGCUUUUCAGUGUAUCCAAGGCGAUCAGAGAAGCGACUCUCAUUGCGAAACAGUUGCAUUUUGCUUACAGCACACCAACAAAGAUUCCAGCUUUUCGAACCAAGAUUGAUUUUUCGGAGUCAAAUGAUGAAUUGGAUGAGAUUGAAGCUCCGAAUGCUCCGAGGCUGCAUAGGGCGCUUCCGAGCCGGAAAAGGCUUGAAGAGAUAUCUGUUAACUUAUUGGAUUCAUUGGAGGAAGGAAUCAGAAGAGGGCUUUUCAUGGAUGAAGAUGAUGAGUGAGCAACCAUGGAAUUUGUAAAUAGAAAUGUCCUGCUUUGCUGCUUGAGUAGUGUGUACAUAUGGAGAAAUUGGUACCGAGCAGAUUCUUCAAAUUCAAUCAUUGAAGAUCAAAACUUGCUUGUUUAUCUAUUUCUGUACAUGUAUUAGAAAGAAAGAAAGAGAGAGAGAAACUUUACUGGUUGUUUAUUUAAGGGCUCUAAUCUUUGAGCCCUUCCACUGAGAAUAAUACGAAGGAUGUAGACUUGGUUGUGUAAUUUUUGAGUUUUAAUUUAUAAAAUUUCAAUAAUAUUGUUGUCUUCUGUUUUCA
Molecule: messenger RNA, 950 nt
Organism: Rosa chinensis
Lineage: Eukaryota; Viridiplantae; Streptophyta; Magnoliopsida; Rosales; Rosaceae
Product: F-box protein SKIP27
Exons: 3
Coding region: 83-643 (186 amino acids)
Molecular function (GO): protein binding
Source: RefSeq, a predicted model, not a curated record